This is a messenger RNA of Microtus oregoni (creeping vole), 1588 nucleotides long. RefSeq names its product sulfotransferase 1E1. NCBI's taxonomy places the organism in Eukaryota, Metazoa, Chordata, Mammalia, Rodentia, Cricetidae. Gene Ontology annotation, cellular component: cytoplasm. Bases 110 to 997 code for a protein of 295 amino acids. Gene Ontology annotation, biological process: sulfation. Gene Ontology annotation, molecular function: sulfotransferase activity. The record is from RefSeq and is a predicted model, not a curated record. The transcript has 8 exons.
ACACAGUACUCAUUUUUUAAAGCUUAAAACUUGUGCUGCCACUCGAAGAGACAAAACUAAAUCAUUUCAUUUCUUUCACGGAAUCAUCUGGACAGAAUACCACUUUGAGAUGGGGACUUUUAAACCUGAGGAUUGUGAAGUCUUUGCUGAGUUCCAUGGAAUUUUAAUGGAUAAACGUUUCACCAAAUAUUGGGAUGAUGUUGAAACAUUCCUGGCGAGACCAGAUGAUCUAGUCAUUGCUACUUAUCCUAAAUCUGGUACCACGUGGGUUAGUGAAAUUGUAUACAUGAUCUAUAAGGAAGGUGAUAUAGAAAAAUGCAAGGAAGAUGCAAUUUUUAAUAGAGUACCUUACCUGGAAUGCAGAAAUGAAGACUUAAUAAAUGGAGUAAAACAAUUAAAUGAGAAGAAAUCUCCUAGAAUAAUAAAAACCCAUCUGCCACCCCAACUUCUUCCAGCAUCAUUUUGGGAGAAGAAUUGCAAGAUGAUCUAUAUUUGCCGGAAUGCCAAGGAUGUGGCGGUUUCCUGUUAUUACUUUUUCCUAAUGAUAACAAGUUAUCCAAAUCCUGAAUCCUUUUCGGAAUUUGUGGAGAAAUUUAUGCAAGGACAAGUUUUCUAUGGUUCCUGGUAUGAUCAUGUGAAAUCUUGGUGGGAAAAGAGUAAGAAUCCAUCUAUACUAUUUAUGUUCUAUGAAGACAUGAUAGAGGAUAUCAGAAGAGAAGUGAUAAAAUUGUUAAAAUUCCUGGGGAGAAAACCUUCAGAUGAGCUCGUGGACAAAAUCAUUCAUCAUACUUCAUUCCAGGAGAUGAAGAACAAUCCAUCCACCAAUUAUACAACAAUGCCAGAGGACAUGAUGAACACCAAAGUAUCACCUUUCAUGAGAAAGGGAAUUGUAGGAGACUGGAAGAACCAUUUCACAGUAGCACUGAAGGAGAGGUUUGAUGAGCACUAUGAGCAACAGAUGAAGGAAUGCACCCUGAAGUUUAGAGACAUGCUCUGAGUCAUUUCUUAAUCUUGUAUCUGAAACUGGAACAUUCUUCAAUAUAUCCUCCAGUUUCUGCUGGUUUGUCUUUCCAUAGAAGCAAAAAUCUUUUGAAGGCUGAUGAUUUAAUUUCUUUCUCUCUCUGUUUUAAACUUUCAUAUCAGUUUAAAUUCAUAUCAUAGUUUGACAUAAAAAGCACAUUUUUGUCCUAUAUAGAAGAUAAGGAUUCAGGGGAGAGGGGAGGCAAAGAGGGGAUCAGAGAAAAAUGUAGAGCUCAAUAAAAAAUCAAUAAAAAAGAUAUUGAAUCUCCUCUUACAGGUUCAAAGAUUUUUAACAGAAACAAUUUGAUGUCUCUAUAUUUAAACAUUCAUAUUUCAAUACAAGUAUUUUCUCAGUGGCACACAGAUCAAAAAUAUGAAAGUGGUUUGAAGUUGGCAAGUAGGUAACUUUGUGAUUGUGUUUAGAUGAUAAAUAUAUACAAAAUUAUAUGAAGAUAUUAAAGCAAUUCCAUGAAUUAUAAUGUCACUUGAAGGUAAUAUCUAAAGAUGCAUAAAUGUUAGAAAAUUAGUUAAACUGAAUAAAAGUAUUUUCUUAUGUUUUGAGCCCUAA